CGCAUGCGCAGCGCAAUAUAAUUCCUCACACCGUAAAAGGAAUUUAAUUAAGCAGGUUAAUUACUGUACCUAUCUUUGUAUACUGCACUUCUGAAAUGUAGCAGGGCACACUAAGCUCAUGCUUUUCUACAAUUAGAAUUAGGUUUCGAUUUCAGCCACAUGCUGACUAAGUAAAUCCACAUGGGAAACCUACGUGACUUUACACCAUGAGCAUCUCUCAUUUAAAAGAUCUCGAUCAACAUGUGGGCUCAUUUGAUCUUCACCUUGUGAUCAUGUCGCAUGUGUUUCUUUGGCUGCUUCUUGUCAUCACCCCGUCUCUCCAAACACGUGGCCCUGACUCUCAGGACUACAAUGAGGAUACCGGGGAGAAAUUAAAGCCUAAUAAAGGGAUUACCACCUCGGACCUUAUUUUGCAAAGUAGCUGCAAACCUCGUGAAACUUUAAUCAAUGUUUAUGAAGAAUUUCCAAACGAGACACAAUACACCAUUGUGCCUAGUUGUGUGCCAAUGCAACGGUGUUUGGGUUGCUGUACAGAUGAGGCUACAGUGUGUACGCCUCGGAAAACCAAGACUGUCAAGUUGGAGGUGAUCCGUGUUUACUCUGAUGGUACACAACAAACCAUCAAAUUGAAUUUUAGGAACCACACUCAUUGCAGUUGCAGAUACAGAUUCCUGGAAUAAUUAGUCCGACAUCCUUUAUUGAGGAGUUAUUUAAUCAUUUUUAAUAAAUAUGUUAUCUUGUAAUUAUUUUUUUUAUAUUUAACAUUUAUAUGUGGUACUAAACAAAUGAUUGCAAAUUACUGUUUUGUGAAUAAACAAGAUUAAC
This is a messenger RNA of Silurus meridionalis, 825 nucleotides long. Its product is annotated as vascular endothelial growth factor A-A. NCBI's taxonomy places the organism in Eukaryota, Metazoa, Chordata, Actinopteri, Siluriformes, Siluridae. Gene Ontology annotation, biological process: vascular endothelial growth factor signaling pathway; positive regulation of mast cell chemotaxis; response to hypoxia. Gene Ontology annotation, cellular component: membrane. The record is from RefSeq and is a predicted model, not a curated record. The coding region runs from base 207 to 680 and encodes 157 amino acids. The transcript has 5 exons. Gene Ontology annotation, molecular function: growth factor activity; vascular endothelial growth factor receptor 1 binding; chemoattractant activity.